Molecule: messenger RNA, 1294 nt
Organism: Cricetulus griseus (Chinese hamster)
Lineage: Eukaryota; Metazoa; Chordata; Mammalia; Rodentia; Cricetidae
Source: RefSeq, a predicted model, not a curated record
CCUAGCUCCUUGACAAGAGAAAUGAGUGCCCUUAACCAAUGAACCAUCCAGUUCCUCACCUUUAAAACAAAAUGGAAACAGGGAGCUCAAUAUACUGGCUAAACUGGCUGGCCAGUGAACUCCCUGUUACCCACACCCCAACCCCAUCUGCCUGUUUCUUUGUUUUGUUUUUGUUUUUGAGACAGGGUUUCUCUGCGUCGUCCUGCCUGUCUUGGAGCUCGCUUUGCAGAUCAGGCUGUCCUCGAACUCACAGAAUUCCACUUGGCAUCUGCCUGUUUCUUAUGUAGCCCAGGCUAGCCUCUUGGUUCGUUACUCUCCAAUCUCAGCCUCCCAAAUGCUGGGAUGACUGGCAUGAGCCACCACACCCCUCCGCUGAGUCCACUCCACCACAGACUGUAUAGCCUGCCUGCAGCAGAGGCCUGCAAGGGUCCCUCUUCAGUAGGCGUUGAACCAGCCCCUUCCCCACCCAAGCCCGAGAGACUCAAGGGAAUUGUGGCCAGUGCAGGUGCAGGGCAGUUCCUCUCAACUCAGGGCCUGAAACGCAUGGCAGAUAAAGGCCACUGGAGCUCAUCUCCGUGGGGCCGAACAGGAAGUGAGGUGGAUUUUGGGGUGGAAUCUGGUACCUCAGGGCUACUGCAACCCAGACGACUAACCGACUGACCGGGAGAUGUCAGGGGGUCCAGGAGCUCCCGGAGUCCUGCCUCUCUUCCUUCUCUUCCUCUCCGAAGCCUGCCUAGGCCCUAGAUGCCAGGCCCCAGAGAUAGAGGUACCACCAUCACUGACGGUGAACCUGGGGGAUGAGGCCCGCCUCACCUGCAAACACGACGCCAACAAUCCUAAUGUCACAUGGUAUUACGGUGAUUUUCAGUACAACUUUAACAACUCCAUACCCGCAGUGUUCCUGGGUCCUGGUCAGGGGCCCAGAGGCGAGCUGGUCAUCUCUAACGUGAACAAGAGCCAUAGGGGCAUAUACAGGUGCCAUGUGGAAGAAAACAACGAGGCACAAUUCUCCUGUGGCACCUACCUCCGAGUGCGUAAACACGGCUUUCAUGGGAGCGGAGCCAGUUCCUCCCUCCUGGACCUACACCCAGCAGCACACAGGCUCUCACCUAAGCGAUGGCAGAACGAGAAGAUUGGAGUGGACAUGCCAGAUGACUAUGAGGAUGAAAAUCUUUAUGAGGGCCUGAAUCUUGAUGACUGCUCUAUGUAUGAGGACAUCUCCAGGGGCCUCCAGGGUACCUAUCAGGACGUGGGCAGUCUGCACAUUGGAGAUGUCCAGCUGGAGAAGCCAUGA